Molecule: messenger RNA, 2423 nt
Organism: Neoarius graeffei (lesser salmon catfish)
Lineage: Eukaryota; Metazoa; Chordata; Actinopteri; Siluriformes; Ariidae
Product: gastrula zinc finger protein XlCGF7.1-like
Exons: 2
Coding region: 800-1684 (294 amino acids)
Biological process (GO): regulation of transcription by RNA polymerase II
Molecular function (GO): RNA polymerase II cis-regulatory region sequence-specific DNA binding; DNA-binding transcription factor activity
Source: RefSeq, a predicted model, not a curated record
GAGCAAAGCUAGUGUUUGUUUGCCAACCGCUUUGAGGAAGAAGAAGCGGUAGAAUAUGCUGUACCAGGAGGUGGCAGUAAUGAGCAAAGCUAUUGUUUGCCAACCGCCUUGAGGAGGAAGAAGAAGAAGAAAAAAGACACUGUACCAGGAGGGUUUUUUUUUAGACGACACAUAUCAGAUUAGACAAGUACAUACACGUGUCAGGGUACAAUAUAACUACAUAUAAGAUACUCCAAUAAUACUAAAGCCCAGAGAACUGUACUUUUGUAUGAAACUAUUGUAUAGCUGUACCAGCAGGUGGCAGUAAUGAGCAAAGCUAUUGUUUGCAAACCACUCUGAGGAAGAUGAAGAAGAAGAGCGGUAGAACACGCUGUACCAGGAGGUGGCAGUCAUGAGCAAAGCUAUUGUUUGCCAACCGCUUUGAGGAAGAAGAAGCGGUAGAAUAUGCUGUACCAGGAGGUGGCAGUAAUGAGCAAGGCUAUUGUUUGCCAACCGCCUUGAGGAGGAAGAAGAAGAAGAAAAAAAGACGCUGUACCAGGAGGGGUUUUUUUAGACGACACAUAUCAGAUUAGACAAGUACAUACACGUGUCGGGGUACAAUAUAACUACAUAUAAGAUACUCUAAUAAUGCUAAAGCCCAGAGAACUGUACUUUUGUAUGAAACUAUUGUAUAGCUGUACCAGCAGGUGGCGGUAAUGAGCAAAGCUAUUGUUUGCCAACCGCCUUGAGGAGGAGGAAGAAGAAGACGCAAAAGCGGAAGGAAACAGCUUCAGUCGUAAACAAAGUGACUCGGUCUAAAAUGAACAAUUUGGACAGUUUGAAUACGUUUUUGACAGAACGGUUAAUGACAGUCGCUGGAGAGAUUUUCCAAGUGUUUAAAGAGGCGUUUAGUGAAUAUCAGGGUGAAAUAGAGCGGAUUAAACAGGAGAACCGGUGUCUGAGAGAAGCGCUGGCUGAAAUCUACAACAGUGUCCAGGAGAGAGCAGGUACUCACUUCUUCCGGCUCAUUACAGUCACAAACAACACGAGACAGGAUGAGAAGCACAGUUUAAACCAGAGAGCCCUGAACACUGACUCCUCCCUUAUCCAAGUGAACCUGGAACUGGAAACUCGUCCAAAGAAAUCUGAUCCACACCAGUCUCAAAGUCAUCCACACACAUGCACGUCAAAGCUCGCGAACACUGCUCGUGACCUGGACCCGAAUUCGAGCUUUUCAGAAAAAACUGAGCUGAAGGAUGAAAACGAGGACAGCACCAACAUCACGGUGAAAGUAGAGCCGUGCGCGUCCCAAGCCGUCUUCUGCCCUGAAGCUAAUCAAGCACGAGACCAGCAAGAGCCUCUUUCUUGCACUUACUGUGACCAAAUGUUCACUGAGAUUUCUCAGCUGGCAUCACACGUACAGAGCCACAUGGCGUUGUAUACCUGUGCAGUCUGCGGAAAAGCCUUCAAGCAAAAAGGCACUCUGAAAACGCACAUGAUCGUGCAUCAGAAAGAAAGACCUUUUGGCUGCGGUUACUGUAAAAAGCGGUUCAAGCUGAAAAGCCAUCUGAAAGAGCACGAGAGGAUACACACGGGUGAAAAGCCUUUCAGCUGCCCGGUGUGCAGGAUGUGUUUUACUCGCUCCAAUCCGAUGAAGAUACACCUUCGGAAUCAUCAUCAGGAGCAGUUACAAGUCAACCAAUAGAGCAGGGUGGCAAAUUAGACUUGUGGAUAAAUUAAUUUCAUUGUCUGUUCUUCAUGUUUGUUUCUUUUUAUUACUUUGCCUGCCUUUACGAAGGCACCUCAGUGGCUAGUUUUAUUUUCAAGUCCUCAUAGUUUUGCUGAAUAUAACAGAGGUACAAAUGAUUUGUUCUUUAUAUGUUUAACUACUGAUUUAUUCUUUUGUUAUUCUAGCUUGUUUGCAAUCGUGAAAUUCAGACGGAGGGCAGGAAGUGAAGAAUCUAUAUACUGUGCACAUUGAAAAUGGAAGAACGUCAGGAUGUAAAAGGGGUCGUGGAUGAUUAUGCACUCAGGAGGUGGUGUCGGAGAACUGAAACACAUCGUGGAUGUGACCCAUACAGAAUGAAACAAAGCACUCAGGCAGGUUAAAUAAAAGAAAUAGCAAAGUGAUGGCUUGUUGAUCGAUAUUGAUGGUGCAAACCGGAGGCAUCGCUGCAGGGAUGGUGGUGGUUGUUAACUUGCCUCACUGACAUCCUGCGAUCCUGGAAAGUGCGUCGCUUUGAUGUCAUAUGCAAAGAAACUAUUGUCUACUUACAGUCCAUGCUCAGCAAAUAGCACUCUUAUUUACUUUGAGUCUGAAUUCUACUGAUAAAUAUACAGGGUUCUUUUUUUUUUAUCCGGGAGACAGAAGUUUUACAUGUUUUGUAUGCAUUUUAUAGAGAACUCAAUAUGGAUGGUGUACACUUUAUUAAACAUUAAACCAA